Molecule: messenger RNA, 1059 nt
Organism: Closterium sp. Naga37s-1
Lineage: Eukaryota; Viridiplantae; Streptophyta; Zygnematophyceae; Desmidiales; Closteriaceae
Source: the annotation of a GenBank genome assembly
AUGCAAUCGUUGCAUUCAAAAUCGACAAAUUUGCGCCCCUCUGUCCCCUCCUUUCCGCCCCUGCAUUCCCUCCUUUUCCCCCCUUGCUUCCCCUCCUUUCCCCCCCUUGCUUCUCCUCCUUUCCCCCCUUGCUUCCCCUCCUUCCCCCCCCCCCCCCCCGAUUCCCAUCCUUUCCGCCCCUGCUUCCCCUCCUUUCUCCCCCUUGCUUCCCCUCCUUCCCCCCCCUGCAUCCCUCCUUUUCCCCCUUUGCUUCCCCUCCUUUCCGCCCCUGCAUUCCCUCCUUUUCCCCCCCUUGCUUCCCCUCCUUUCCCCCCCUUGCUUCUCCUCCUUCCCCCCCUUGCUUCCCCUCCGUUCCCCCCCUGCAUUCCCUCCUUUUCCCCCCCUUGCUUCCCCUCCUUUCCCCCCAUUGCUUCUCCUCCUUUCCCCCCCUUGCUUCUCCUUCUUUCCCCCCUUGCUUCCCCUCCGUUCCCCCCCUGCAUUCCCUCCUUUUCCCCCCCUUGCUUCGCCUCCUUUUCCCCCCCUUGCUUCCCCUCCUUUCCCCCCCUUGCUUCCCCUCCUUUCCCCCCCUGCAUUCCCUCCUUUUCCCCCUUUGCUUCCCCUCCUUUCCGCCCCUGCAUUCCCUCCUUUUCCCCUCCUUGCUUCCCCUCCUUUCCCCCCUUGCUUCCCCUCCGAUCCCCCCGUGCAUUCCCUCCUUUACCCCCUUUGCUUCCCCUCCUUUCCGCCCCUGUAUUCCCUCCUUUUCCCCCCCUUUCUUCCCCUCCUUUCCCCCCCUUGCUUCUCCUCUUUUCCCCCCUUGCUUCCCCUCCUUUCCCCCCCCUGAUUCCCCUCCUUUCUCUCCCUUGCUUCCCCUCCUUUCCCCCCCUGCAUUCCCUCCUUUUCCCCCUUUGCUUCCCCUCCUUUCCCCCACCCAAUCCCUUCCUCUCUCCCCCUUUCGUCCCCUCCUUCCCCCCCCCCCCCCCCCCUGUAUCCCCUCCUUUCCCCCCCUGUAUCCCCUCCUUUCCCCCCCUGUAUCCCCUCCUUUCCCCCCCUGCAUCCCCUCCUUGCCCUAGCCUAGGUUAG